UUGAUAAUUGGAUUUAAUAUAAGACAAUAAUUGAUGUUUUAACUUCUAUGUUCCACUUUCAAUUUUGAAUUUAUACUAUUGUUUUUGUCUAUUUAGUAUUUAUGGUGUUAUGUUACCGUAGCAUGUAUAUGACGUAUUAAAUCACCAACAAGUCUUAAAUUGUUCGACUGUGUUCGUGUAGUUGUAGUGUUGUAAAAAUCAAAUUAUAUCUAAUAAAUAAAUCACUAUUUUAUUUAAGUUUAUUAAUUUUGUCUUAAAAACCACUUCCGAAUUUACUUAUACGAUAUCAACAGAGGCGGAUAAAAAAUAUGGAGGAAUUGGAUUACGAGAAGAGUAAAAACUAUUGGUCCAAUGUGCCUGCUUCAGUAAAUGGUAUGCUCGGUGGUUUCUCCAGUUUAACGACUAAGGACAUCAAGGAUUCUGAUCUCUUUCUUAGAAAAUUGUUCCAAAUGGAAAACGCUCCAUCCAAUGGACGAGUGUUAGACUGUGGUGCUGGAAUUGGCAGAAUAACUAAAAACCUAUUGUGUAAACACUUCAAGCAUGUUGAUAUGCUCGAACAAAACAAAAAUUUUUUGGAAAAAGCAAAACUGAAUUGUUCAGGGUCUAAUGUAGAAAACUUCUAUUGUUCUGGAUUACAAGAAUUCACACCUACCGACAAUCACAAAUACGAUGUCAUAUGGAUCCAGUGGGUUCUUGGUUACAUUACAGAUGACGAUUUGGUCGAGUUCUUAAAUAAGUGUUGUAAAUUGUUAAACCCAAAUGGCGUUAUAGUUGUUAAAGAAAACAUUUCUCAAGAGGAAGAAGGAGAAAUAGAUUCAGAAGAUAGUUCAAUAACGAGAAGCAUUUUACAGUUUUGCAUUAUAUUCCAGAAAGCAAAUUUAGUAUGUAAAGCAAGUAGAACACAAAAAAAUUUCCCAUCAGAAUUGUACAAAGUUGAAAUGUUUGCAUUACAACCAGCUAAUAAAUAAGUUUAUUAAUAAAUAUGUUUUAUUUCAAA
This is a messenger RNA of Aphis gossypii (cotton aphid), 997 nucleotides long. RefSeq names its product N-terminal Xaa-Pro-Lys N-methyltransferase 1. Gene Ontology annotation, biological process: N-terminal protein amino acid methylation. The record is from RefSeq and is a predicted model, not a curated record. Bases 309 to 968 code for a protein of 219 amino acids. Gene Ontology annotation, cellular component: cytoplasm. Lineage: Eukaryota; Metazoa; Arthropoda; Insecta; Hemiptera; Aphididae. Gene Ontology annotation, molecular function: N-terminal protein N-methyltransferase activity. The transcript has 3 exons.